Molecule: messenger RNA, 888 nt
Organism: Vitis vinifera (wine grape)
Lineage: Eukaryota; Viridiplantae; Streptophyta; Magnoliopsida; Vitales; Vitaceae
Product: E3 ubiquitin-protein ligase At4g11680
Exons: 4
Coding region: 1-888 (295 amino acids)
Source: RefSeq, a predicted model, not a curated record
AUGGCAAACCAGAAUUAUGGUGGUGAGCAGCACAUGAUUGAUAUCGAAGAAAUACCACCAAUUCCCACUAAUCAAAAUUCUUCUACUUCAUCACAUGUCCACUCACUCGAUUCUGGUUUAUGCCUUUCAAUUCAGUUAAUUCUAACCGUGACCCAGAUGGUAGCUUCCCUUGUGGUUUUGUGGGUGUCCAUGGCCCAGGAACAUAGAUACCCCAAACUGUUUCCAUGGGUUAUGGGCUAUGCUUCUGGCUGUGCUUUAAUGCUUCCUCUUCUUUACUCCCGAUAUCACAUCGCAAGAACCUUGAAUUUGGGUUCUAGUGAAGAAGCUGAGAAGCUGUUUGGAGUGGUGCGAUUCUUCAAGAUGACCUUGAGCUGCUUCUUUCUAGUGUGGUUGGUUUUAGGCAUUGUAUGGAUUCCCGGAGCUCUAUUUUCUAUCCGUGAUGAUGCAACCUUAUUGGAAACGUUAUGCCUAGUGUUGUUCCUCUCUGGAUGUUUUGUGUAUGCGAUACCAGGCAUGAGAUUUGCAUCACUCUGUCUGUUUUUGCCUUGUUUGAUUUGCGCAACACUGGUCUCUCCACAUGAAAAACCUAGAGGAGCCACCCCAGAAUCCAUUAAUGAACUGCCUACCUACAAGUUUAAGUCAAAGGAAAAUGGAAGAGGUGAAGGUGGGGUCUGGGCUGCAGGAACCAUAAAGGAGCGCACCUUAUCUGAGGAAGAUGCAGUUUGUUGCAUUUGCUUGGGACAAUAUGCGGACAAUGAAGAGCUGCGGGAGCUGCCAUGCUGCAGCCAUUUUUUCCAUGCGGAGUGUGUGGAUCAAUGGCUGAAGAUCAAAGCAUGCUGUCCUCUCUGUCAAUCUGAGCUGGGCGGGGCCGGUGGGGCUGCAACAUGA